AUGGACAACAUUGACGAGGAAUAUGACCGGCUCGUUGAACACCUUCACGACUGCGCGAAGAAGGCUGAGAGUUCUAAAACCACCAAGAGACGCCUCUCUCUUGAAACUCUUGAGCUGAUACGCCAGCGUGGAGCAGCACGAGCCGCAGGGAACCAAGAACUCACGUCCGUGCUCGCAAGGCUUUGCAGAGAGGCGAUAAAGGAAGACCUUAAAGAGAGAAGAGCAGAUGGCUGA
Molecule: messenger RNA, 234 nt
Organism: Necator americanus (New World hookworm)
Lineage: Eukaryota; Metazoa; Nematoda; Chromadorea; Rhabditida; Ancylostomatidae
Exons: 1
Coding region: 1-234 (77 amino acids)
Source: RefSeq, a predicted model, not a curated record